UUAUAAAGAACACGACAGAAAACGUUAGACAUUGAAAGUUUAUAUUUCAUUCGGAGCAAAAGUAUGGACUGUCACGGUUAACACUAAAGCAUAGAUUAUACAGUAGUUAAAAAAAUAACAAAAUCCAUAAAGAAUUCUAGGUUAGGGCGGAUGUAAAUAUUCAACGAUGGCCUACUCUAGUUUAUCGGUCUCUGCGGCCGACCGCCAGUAAGCGGGGUAAUGUUAGGUGCUUAGUUUUUUUAGUAGGUAAAUCCACAUUUUGGUAAUGAGUCGAGGGAAAAAUUGUAAUAAAUAAAAUAAUUUAAUUUUUGAUGCUGCUAUUUUCUUGUAAAUGAAGUUUGUGUACAAUAAUCAUGUCGAUGAGUCCAGAUGAAACUUAUAUGUAUGAUAAGAAACGACCAUGGUACAAAUAUAUAACUGUGGAGCCUUCUAUGUUCUUCUACAUGAUGGCAUAUAUGAUAACAAAUGUAAUUGAACAAACAUUUUAUGUAUAUCAAACUUGUAGAGUGAACCAUGGCCACAGUUCUGAAAUAUGUUACAACAUCAGUGAUUAUAAGGAAAUCAAUCAAGAAGUACAGGCCACAGUAUCUACAUUCCAUCAGUGGAACGGCAUAGCGAGUCACGUGGUGCCACUUCUCCUUGCAUUUUUCCUGGGCUCUUAUAGCGAUAAACGAGGUCGAAAGUUUAUAUUGCUUGCGGGCCUUAUUGGCAAACUUUAUUUCUCGGUGAUGAUUACUGUUAAUACUAUGAAUGAAUGGCCAGUGGAGUAUGUGAUAUACACAGCGGUGUUGCCCAGCGCUCUCACCGGCUCCGAUUUGGCAAUAUUCGCCGGUUGUUUCGCCUACAUAGCGGAUGUUUCUUCUGUUAAAAACAGAACUCUUAGAGUCGGCAUCCUUGAUGUAGUGUACCUUAGUACCAUGCCCUUAGGCGUUGCUAUUGGAAAUGUAUUAUACACCAAGGUGUUAAAUAGGUCAUUUACGGCCAUGUUUACUAUCAAUACAACCUUGAUGGUUUUGGCCACGUUACACGCGCUGCUGUUUUUGGAAUGGCAAACAAGACCCGAGCAGAAAUCGCUGAAAGAAGCCGGCGUGAAAAAUCCGAUCACGGACUUUUUCGACAUAAACAACAUCUUUAAAACAGUGAAAACUUUAACGAAAAGGAGAUCAAAUAACCGAAGACUAUUUUUAUGGUUCCUAUUGAUGUCUAUGGCGUUUUAUACUUUCCAAAGAGACGAACGUCCCGUUAUGUAUUUGUACACGUCGUCGGUGUUCCAAUGGGAUGCGACGACGUUCAGUAACUUUCGCACAUAUCUAAGCACGCUAUACGUGCUGGCUAUGCUGGUGGGCAUCCCUCUCAUGACGAAAAUUAUUCAAAUUAGAGACACGCUGAUAAUGAUGCUGGGCGCUACGUCACAUAUAAUCGGCCAUGUCAUAUAUGCGCAUGUGAGGUUCGACAAGAUGAUGUAUUUAGGGGCUACGGCGGCGGCGCUGGGUCCUUGCGUAGCUCCCUUAAUCCGUUCCAUGACUUCGAAAAUACUGCCAGCCGAUGAAAGAGGAGUGGCGUACGCGUUCCUGUCGGUGAUGGAGAAUGCAGUGGGUCUAUUCGCUUCGGUGGUGUACGCGCAGGUAUACAAGGCCACGCUCGGCACAGACCACAUGAAUGCUAUCUUCUAUUUCACUAUAUCUACGCAAGUCGCCGUGUUCAUGUGUGCCUUUGUAAUGGAACUCAUGCUUAAGGGGCGGAAACUGGAAUCAAUCACAACACAGGAACAAUCAGAAAAAGAAAUAUCUUGAUUUAACCUUAUAUUGGUUUAUUAAUAUAAGGUUGUACCUCCAUGAGCAGCUUUCAAAAAACAGAAUGGAAUCGAAUAAUAGUUUAAGGUGCCUUUCCUAUUUCAAUUGUGAUAUUUUAGUAAUUUUUUUAUUUUAAAUAUUCUAAAAAAAGUUGUUAUGAAGCAUUAAAUCUCGAAUGGUUAGUGUUUCUUACUGAAGAUUAUAAGCAUGUUCUUUAUUUUAUUUUAACUUGCCCAAACAUAAUUUAAAAAUUCUAACAAAUAUGCAUAUGUUUUUAGGGAUGUAAACUAUAAUUCUUAAAAUAAAUUAUUUUAUUUUUGUCCAAAAUUGAAAAAUUUGGAUAUAUUGCUAGAAUUUAUUUAUGAAAAGUUUGUAAGGCAACAUUAGGGUGCUAAAUCUAGCAUCAGCUAUUCUCCUGUUAAACUUAAUUCCUGUAAGUAUUAUGUAUUGUUUUUAUUUCAAAGCAAAUGUGAUCAUACUUUAUAUGAAAUAAGUGAUAUACAAUAUUGUUGAAAAUGAUUUAAUGUUAAGUUUUGACAAUGUAAAACAGUUUUUAGUAUUCAAUAAACUCCACUAUAAUAUUACCGUUA
Messenger RNA from Manduca sexta (tobacco hornworm), 2383 nucleotides. Its product is annotated as proton-coupled folate transporter. The transcript is spliced from 9 exons. Gene Ontology annotation, biological process: transmembrane transport. The record is from RefSeq and is a predicted model, not a curated record. NCBI's taxonomy places the organism in Eukaryota, Metazoa, Arthropoda, Insecta, Lepidoptera, Sphingidae. Gene Ontology annotation, cellular component: membrane. The coding region runs from base 354 to 1793 and encodes 479 amino acids. Gene Ontology annotation, molecular function: transmembrane transporter activity.